AGAAGACAAAUAAGACAAAAUAGGAAUGACUUGCGUGCGUGCUGUGGCAUAGCACUUCGACACCCUCUACUCCGGCAUACCAUCAUCUUGAAAAUUUGAAGUCUACCUUCAUUUCCAUCCUCUCGAGUCACGAAACUGCAGGAAUUUGACCCCUACACACUUCUGAUUUAACUAAGCCGAUCACUUUCUGCUUUCUUACGUCUUUCUCCAUCAAUAGGCUCUAGCAUGGGUCAAACACUCUCAGCACCAGCUAUAGAGAAGAAAUCAGAGACGGGAGAAGAUGAUCGAUACCUAUUUGCAGUUUCUGAGAUGCAAGGAUGGAGAAUUACUAUGGAGGAUGCGCAUGUGACCAUGCUCUCUCUUGAAGAGAGCACAACUGAUAAAAACACUUUCUUUGCUGUUUAUGAUGGACAUGGUGGAAGCACCGUCGCAAGGUUUGCGGGGAGGAACGUUCACAAGCGGCUAGUUUCAGAAGAGUCAUAUCGUGAAGGGCGUUAUGAUGAAGCGCUUAAGAAAGCAUUCCUAGGCACCGAUGAAGACCUUCUCGCCGAUCCGUCGCAUACCCGUGACCCGUCAGGCUGUACUGCGGUCGCUGCUUUGUUAACUGAAAACAAGAUUUAUGUGGCCAACGCUGGCGAUUCCCGCUCUGUUCUUAGCGUCCAAGGUACAGCUAAGCCUUUGAGUUUUGACCACAAACCAACAAGCGAGACUGAACGGAAACGGAUCACGGAAGCUGGAGGAUACGUAGAAUAUGGACGCGUCAAUGGAAAUCUUUCGUUAUCCCGGGCUUUGGGGGAUUUCGAGUUCAAAAAAAACUAUGCGCUCGGUCCUCAAAAGCAAAUUAUUACAGCCGAUCCUGAUGUUACCGUCCACGAUAUUUCAGACGAGGACGAGUUCCUAGUCCUGGCUUGUGAUGGCAUCUGGGAUUGUCUAUCUUCACAAUCUGUCGUCGACUUCGUCCGGCUGAAAGUCUCAGAGGGCCUGGAACUGAAGGAGAUUGGAGAGAUGAUGUGCGAGCAUUGUCUUGCUCCAGAUACCUCGUCUGGAUCAGGUAUCGGGUGCGAUAACAUGACUGUCCUCAUCGUGGCUCUUCUUCGCGGAAAGACGAAGCAAGAAUGGUACGACUGGGUCAAAGAUCGUGUCAAGAACCGCUAUGGUUAUGCAACACCAGACGCUAUCUCGCAAAUCUAUUCAUCGGACCGACUUUCAUCAUACAGAGCGCGGAGAGAGGCACAGCAAGAGAGAGACAGACUGAGGAAGGAGCGAGGCGAUGACAGUUCUUCAAGCAGUUUGUUUGGCGGAAACAGUCCAUUUGCUCGUGUCCUGGGAAGCACUGGUGGCAUUUCUUUCCAUCCGGGUUCGGGGAUCCUGAGCGACACUGGUCGCCUCAUGUUCGCUAACAAUGACGAUGAGGAGGACAGCGGUGAUGACAUGGAUACGACAUCCUUCAACGGUCGCUCAUUUUUCAGCGACACGUUCGGGCUUCCCCGUGCACAGCCACCAGAAGCUGGUGCCAGUUUGCGAGAUCGUCUUGCCUCCUUUGAGGUUGACGAUGACUUUGACGAUGAAGACGAUAGGAUUGAUGGCGUCGCACGGUUCGAAGAGAUUCAGGAGAACGGCGAAGGGACUAGCCCGUUUGAUGAAGUGAAUGGCGACGUCCCAAAAUCCCCCAGUCCCUCACCUAGUCCGCCGAAUCCUAGGGUUAACGGAGACAUCACUCCCGUCCCGCAAUUCAAACUGCCGAUUUUAGGCGACGGUCUUGAUCCUGCAAUGCAAGAUGACGGGUUGAUGACCUCCAGUGAAGACCCUUCGAAGGCAUAGCUGUAUUCUUCGAUCUUUUAAUUUUACACUCUUUCCUUUUUUUUUUUACCUAGCAGCGAUCGUUGAUCUAGGUUGUGUUUUGGGCUACCUUGUGCUUCGUCUAUAACUAACUGUCUUCGUACCGUCGCCUUCAGCGAUUGGCGGUUCAUGAUUCCCUCCUGUAGUAUCAUAAGUAUUAUUACUCUUCGAACUACAGGCUGUCCACUGUCCUGCUCUCCAAUUCUAUUCAAAAUAU
Messenger RNA from Suillus paluster, 2056 nucleotides. RefSeq names its product PP2C-domain-containing protein. NCBI's taxonomy places the organism in Eukaryota, Fungi, Basidiomycota, Agaricomycetes, Boletales, Suillaceae. Gene Ontology annotation, molecular function: cation binding; protein serine/threonine phosphatase activity. Gene Ontology annotation, biological process: protein dephosphorylation. The transcript has 10 exons. Bases 226 to 1821 code for a protein of 531 amino acids. The record is from RefSeq and is a predicted model, not a curated record.